AUGAGCGACGAGAUGAUGGAAGGUAAAUCCGGCUCCAGCUGCCUCCUGGCCACCUCGGAAUCCGACGGGUGGGAUGGACGGGCAAAUAUGCCUUGGAAUGUCAGCCCUUCGCAUGGGCAUUCACUCACUCCUCCGGGGAUCGAUGCCCAGUCAAGGGACUCUUCUCCUCCUUACUUUUCCGCUCCUCGACCAGCUGCCAUAGGCACUGCAGUAAAAUCGUCAGCUCAGAGGGCUUUCUUUACACAAUCCGAUCCCCAGUCGGUUGCUGUGAGUUCUGUGGGCACACCGUCAGGAUCUACUGGAUAUAUGGACCAUAACACCCCUCCACGAAAUAUCAAUCCCGCCGCAUUCAAGAAUUCCAACCUUGGAGCCAGAUUUGGAAGCGGAGCGACACUUCCUCUGACUAGCAGCGAUAUGGGUUCAUCUGAUAAUCUUAAUGGCUCACUCGGGUUUCGCCCUUUCCAAGCAGCCAACGUUGGCCUAGCUGGGAAGUCUACAGGGCCUUAUACACAUCUGUCCCGUAAUUCUAUGGGUUCGUUUUCACAGCGUCCUGCACAUUCGUCACAUUCCUCCUUUCAUUCGGAUUCCGAUGGUAACGAUAUCAGAGAGCCACGAGCGCGUUAUGACAUUGCGCAUGAAUUCUCGAAACUAGGCCUUGAAGGCAAUUCCUACGUUCUUCAUUCCCACUCGAACUCACACCGCUCGGCCUACAUGGGCCCCUCAUUCGACGGAUCUGUCCCGCAUUUCAAAUCUCCCUUUGGAGAUGAAGUGUCUGGGUCUGUUCUCAGAGCAUACAGCCCCGAACCGUUUUCGGACAUGUCUGCGUACCAAAGUAUCCCCAGGUCCCGCCAUGAAGAGAGAGGCAUGGGCUCUCCGUCCCUGAACGACUACGUUAGAAAUACGAACAAAGGCUUUUAUUCCGCUAACGGAACACCUCCAGCCGCCCCACGCCUUGUUAUAUCACCGGGAAACCGGCUUGCUGGCCACCUUGCAGAUGAGCAGACGGAACUUCUGGAUAGGAAGCUACGGAGCUUGCAGCAUGAGCAGCAAGAAUAUCUUCAGUCGGCGAGUCCGAUCUCGAGCCGCAGAGCUCUGCAGCAGGCCCAGGGAUACGGUCUUUCGAGUUAUCAUGCCGCCCAAAUCAAUCAGGUUGGCAAUCCAUAUGCGAUGGGGACGUUCUCUGGUCUUCCCACUGUUGUUGCACGGAACCAGUACCGUGAGCAAGAUGCUUCGCAGUCGUUACGCAGCCCUCUGUUGGAAGAAUUUAGAGCCAACAAUAAGGGAACCAAGCGAUAUGAACUCAAGGUUGGUUACAAUGCGACCGAUAUCUAUAACCAUAUUGUCGAGUUCAGCGGUGACCAGCACGGCUCUCGAUUUAUCCAGCAGAAACUGGAGACUGCCAACAGCGAUGAAAAGGAGCGCGUUUUCCAGGAGAUCAAACCCAACGCUAUACAGCUCAUGAUGGAUGUGUUUGGAAACUAUGUCAUCCAAAAGCUUUUCGAACACGGAAACCAAGCACAGAAGAAGGCAUUGGCCCAGCAGAUGAUGGGUCAUAUUCUAAACCUUUCAACCCAGAUGUACGGAUGUCGGGUCGUGCAAAAGGCGUUGGAGCAUGUGCUCCUCGACCAACAAGCUGCAAUGGUCAAAGAACUGGAGAACCAGGUUAUCAAGUGUGUUAAGGACCAAAACGGCAACCAUGUCAUCCAGAAGGCCAUCGAGCGAGUGCCCCAGGCUCACAUUCAAUUCAUCAUCAACGACUUCAGUGGCCAAAUCCAACGCUGGGCGGUGCAUUCUUAUGGCUGUCGGGUCAUUCAACGGAUGCUUGAACAUUGCAAUGAAGCGGAUCGUGACGCUAUCCUUGCAGAACUUCAUCUAUGCAGUGCUAGCCUUAUCCCAGACCAGUUUGGCAACUAUGUGAUUCAGCAUGUGAUCGAAAACGGGCGGGAGAGAGAUAGAUCCCAGAUGAUUGCCGUUGUGAUUUCGCAACUUGUCUUGUUUUCGAAGCACAAGUUUGCUAGCAACGUCGUUGAGAAGACCCUUGAAUAUGGUGGGCCAAAUGAUCGCUCGGAGAUCUUGCGUAUAUUUACUACUCCAAACGAGAGGGGAGAAUCGCCGCUGGAGGGGCUCAUGAAGGAUCAAUUUGGUAAUUAUGUUAUUCAGAAAGUCCUCCAAGUCUUGAAAGGAGAUGAGUACCAAACGUUGGUCGAUAAAAUUGUUCCACUGCUAUCCCAUCUGAAGAAACAUAGCCACGGCAAGCAGAUUGCGGCGAUUGAGAAACACUUAGCCAAACCGACACCCCCAACUUCCUCGACGACUUCCGAGGGCAAUCAUCUGUGCCGUGGAAAUGAAGUCGACUCAUCUUACGAGGACAACGGUCUAUCUACCGGAGGCACUCCUAGCUCUCGUGGUAGUACUGCCUCAAGCACCAAUACGAGCAUCGACCCAGCAGAUAUUGCUGAGAACAAAUCGGCCCCAGCACCCAGCACACAUUCUUCGCGAUCAGCCUAAAGAAUUCCAGUUCACAACACUGGGCCCCAUUCUUAGGGCUCCUUUUUUUUACUCCUCUGUCACGUUUCCGAGGCUUUUUCUUACAUGCCACAUACCAUUAUUGAUUUAAUAGGCUCAAGACUUUGAUGAUCAGUUGAGUACAUAUACUCUUGAUAAAAAUUUUGC
Molecule: messenger RNA, 2673 nt
Organism: Coccidioides posadasii C735 delta SOWgp
Lineage: Eukaryota; Fungi; Ascomycota; Eurotiomycetes; Onygenales; Onygenaceae
Source: RefSeq, a predicted model, not a curated record